Molecule: messenger RNA, 4786 nt
Organism: Budorcas taxicolor (takin)
Lineage: Eukaryota; Metazoa; Chordata; Mammalia; Artiodactyla; Bovidae
Gene: SUFU
Product: SUFU negative regulator of hedgehog signaling
Exons: 12
Coding region: 150-1607 (485 amino acids)
Cellular component (GO): nucleus; cytoplasm
Molecular function (GO): transcription factor binding
Source: RefSeq, a predicted model, not a curated record
ACAGUGCGCCUUGCGCAGGCGCGGAGCCUAGACCUCGCUGCAGCCCCCAUCGCCUCCGGGAGUCGCACCCAAGGAGUUCGCCUGCUGGCGCGUCAGUGCUCUCCCCCUCGUCUGCCCUCCCCGGUCCCCCCAGCACCCUACGCGCCCCGAUGGCGGAGUUGCGGCCUAGCGGCGCCCCCGGCCCCACCGCGCCCCCGGCCCCUGGCCCUACUGCCCCUCCGGCCUUCGCGUCGCUCUUCCCCCCAGGACUGCACGCCAUCUACGGAGAGUGCCGCCGCCUGUACCCAGACCAGCCGAACCCGCUCCAGGUUACCGCUAUCGUCAAGUACUGGUUGGGUGGCCCAGACCCUUUGGACUAUGUUAGCAUGUACAGGAAUGUGGGGAGCCCCUCUGCCAACAUCCCUGAGCACUGGCACUACAUCAGCUUUGGCCUGAGCGAUCUCUAUGGUGACAACAGAGUCCAUGAAUUCACAGGAACAGAUGGACCUAGUGGUUUUGGCUUUGAGUUGACAUUUCGUCUGAAGAGAGAAACAGGGGAGUCUGCGCCCCCAACGUGGCCAGCAGAGCUAAUGCAGGGCUUGGCCAGAUAUGUGUUUCAGUCAGAGAACACCUUCUGCAGUGGUGACCACGUGUCUUGGCACAGUCCUUUGGACAACAGUGAGUCAAGAAUUCAGCACAUGCUGCUGACAGAGGACCCGCAGAUGCAGCCUGUGCAGACGCCCUUUGGGGUGGUUACCUUCCUCCAGAUUGUCGGCGUCUGCACUGAGGAGCUCCACGCAGCCCAGCAGUGGAACGGGCAGGGCAUCCUGGAGCUGCUGCGGACGGUACCCGUCGCUGGUGGCCCCUGGCUGAUAACUGACAUGCGGAGGGGAGAGACCAUAUUUGAGAUCGACCCACACUUGCAACAGGAGCGAGUUGACAAAGGCAUCGAGACAGACGGCUCCAAUCUGAGUGGUGUCAGUGCCAAGUGUGCCUGGGAUGACCUGAGCCGGCCCCCCGAGGAUGACGAGGACAGCCGGAGCAUCUGUGUGGGCGCUCAGCCCCGGCGGCUCUCAGGCAAAGACACAGAGCAGAUCCGGGAGACCUUGAGGAGAGGACUUGAGAUCAACAGCAAACCCGUCCUUCCGCCAAUCAACCCUCAGCGACAGAACGGCCUCACCCACGACCGGGCCCCGAGCCGCAAAGACAGCCUGGAAAGCGACAGCUCCACGGCCAUUAUUCCCCACGAGCUGAUCCGCACGCGGCAGCUGGAGAGCGUCCAUCUGAAAUUCAACCAGGAGUCAGGAGCCCUCAUCCCUCUCUGCCUCAGGGGCAGGCUCCUGCACGGACGGCACUUUACAUAUAAAAGUAUCACAGGAGACAUGGCCAUCACCUUUGUCUCCACUGGAGUAGAAGGCGCCUUUGCCACCGAGGAGCACCCUUACGCAGCCCACGGACCCUGGUUACAAAUUCUGUUGACCGAAGAGUUUGUAGAGAAAAUGUUGGAAGACUUAGAAGAUCUGACUUCUCCAGAGGAAUUCAAACUUCCCAAAGAGUACAGCUGGCCAGAAAAGAAGCUCAAAGUCUCCAUCCUCCCCGACGUGGUGUUCGACAGCCCGCUGCACUAGCCUGGGCUGGCCCUGCAGGGGCCAAGGGCGAGCCCAGCUGCUUCCCGGUGACUCCAGUGUAACAACUGCAUAAACGAGAUUCCUGCAAACACAAGGAUAAGUGUGAGGAUGACUGCGUAGCCCCUACACCUCAGCCCGCUGGGAUGCCCUGCACAGGCCGCAGGGCUCCCCCUCACCUGAAGCUCGGGGGGGUCUCCGCACCUGCAGCCGGCCGAGCCACAUGACCAGGCUGGGGCCCCAGUGGGCUGCAGUUGGGCAAAUGUCAACCUUCCCCUCCUGCUGCCACCACAGAUUCUGGUUUGAGAUUUGCCUCUGGACCUCUGAUGUGCCCCCAGGUGGAGACAGGCCUCAUUCCCACCUACCCUCUGCUGCAUUGCCCAGCGGGAGGAAGGUGUAGCAGCCACCUACCCUGCCCAGCUCAACUCUGGGAAGCCUUCGGUAGUCAAGCUCUUCUGGCGGUGGAACGAUUCCUUUGAUCGUGUUUGGUUUUCUUCCUCCUUAUUUUAUUUUGUAGAAACCGGAUGGUAUUUUAUUGCUCUUCAAAGAUGUCCAGAAGCCAUGUAAAUAUGUUUUUUUUUUUUUAAGAAAGAAAAAACAGAACUUUAUUUCCAGAUGAACUUUCUCAUUCUCACAGACAAGGGCCUGGGGCCGUCUCCCCCAGAGCCGCCACCAGAAAAGCUGCUGGUGUUCGCCUGCCGGUCAAGGCCUCGGAGGAGUCAGCUUCGCACAGAGGCUUUUCUUCCCAGCCAGGCCUGGGGGAGCCGAGACACUCCCCCAUGCAGCCUGGAGCCCAGUUUAGCUGGGGCCAGGAAGGGCUGCUGCUGGUUCCCAGGUGGACUGGGCUCCCACAGAGUUCAAGAUCAUCAGGGUCUCUGAGACUUGGUGACCUCAGCCUCAUCUUCUAGGCAUUUUCCUCCCAACCAGGCCUGCCUGAGAGCAGGCGAAGCUCAGCACUUCACAGACCAUCCCCACCUGCCACUCAGGGCCUGGGUCUCCAGCUCUUUGCCACUUCUAUCCCAUUUCCUCAUCCACUGGGCCUCCCAGCCUCCAGGCUGCAGGACUCUGACUUAUUAAAAACAGAAGAAUCAACCUCUUCACAUGUCUUUCACAUUAGUUUUGCAAACACUGCACUCUACUGCCUUCCAUGCCUUCCAUUCAUUUCUGUGUUGAUUCAUUUCUCAUCCUUCAUUCUCCGCUUGUCCUGUCUCCUUUCCGGCAUCCUGGCCUCUGGUCCUUGGUUCCUCACUCCAGUACUGCAGAUCUCCCGGUCUUCCUGUCUCAUAGCCAGCCUAUCUCUGACCCAUAGUUUGGGGGUUCUUCUGGGGUUGUCUCUCACUUUUGACCUGUAAUCACAAGCCCCUCUCAGGCCCUCUUACCCCUAACUCUGGGGAUGGCAAUUACAAGACCACCCUUCUGGCUCUCCCACAACAAAGUGCUUUUGUCUGUCAGGGACCACACAGACAGACAACAUGCCUUGCCCUUGUCUGCAACCGCCACACACAUGGGCACCACCAGGAGUGCCGAGGAGCCCCCUAGGGCACAGGGCACCUCUGAUGAGCCAUCCAGCCAAAGAGCUGCCUUCAGGGGCCACGAGGGUGGCCAGGCUGUUGGACUUCCAAGGGGCCAUUCGGGUCUGGCUCUUUCUCUGCUUACACUCUCAGGGCUACCUGGUUAGCGCCAUCAAACUCAGAGCUUCAAGGCAGAUCUGCCUGGCAUCUGGGAGACACAUACCACCACCACCACCACCCCACCCACACCAACGCAGCAAAGGUGGGAAACCCUGUGGACCUGAUGCUGGCAGCAGCUGUGCCUUCUGCUCUGAGGACUUUUCCAGAAGGACAUUUCCUGGUCUUCACCCACCACAUCAUCCCCACCUUGAAAACUCUUGUCUUUAGAUGUUUUGUGGCCAAAGAGGUGUCAUUGACUUGCCUCCUUUCCUUGCCAUCCUGACCUGCUUCUCCACAGAUUCUUUCUGGGGACCUGCCUCUACCCUGCCUGCUUGGCAUCGGGGCAGAGGGGUAUUUUCUGAGCUAAGUUUUGUGGUCAGUACAGAAGGCAAAAGGGAAGCAGGUGAGCUCUGAGACAACAAGCCUGUGAAGCCUGUGGCUCCUUCCUGCCUCCCCCCACCCCUACCCCAGCCCCUCCUCUUAUUGGGAACCUCCAAGGUUCAGCUGAGACCAGCCUCCAUCUCCUUUCCCUACAAUGCUUUGGCUCCAGAGGAGUGGCAGAGCAUCUACCAUCUCUGCCCAGACCUCUUUCCCUUGAGUGGUGGUGCCUUCCAGAGGGGACUCUUCACUGAGAGGAGACCCUCAUUGAGGAUAAAGCAAGACAGACUGGGGGGCACAUUCAGCACAGCACUUGGCAUAUGGCAGGCACUCACUAGAUGGACCCCUUCUUUCCCUCUCCGUAGCUCUUUGGAAACCCUGACCUCAUAGUAAGUUGGGGAGGUUAAGAAGUCUCCCUCCCUACAUCUGCCUACAUAGGCUUCCCAGAAGCUUGCCCCUUCCUACUCUGUCCCUCCAUGUCCUUGUGACUGAAGCUUCUGAGGGGAAGGGGCUCCUCCAUGCUGUUUGCUGGCAACACAAGGUGGACACAGCCGCGGCUGCUCAGGCCCAGUGUGGGCUGCAGGAGGCCCACGGCCCCAGCUGCCAUUCUGUGGGGGUGGAGAAGCUCACGCAGGGUCUCAGGUCUGCCUGGGGAGCUGGUGCCUCUUCCUGCCCUUCUCUUCCAGAGGCGAGGCUUCAGGGCAGGGUCUGGGAAGCCUUGGGAAGAAUCUAAAGGGCUAGCAUGUUUUAAAAAAUUAAUGCAAGUUCUUGGGACUGGGUUUUGAGAUUGAGAACAGGGGAGAAACCUGCAGGUCCGCCCCUAUGGGGCAGACCAGGAGAGAAUUCCCUUGACUGUAUUUUUUUAUCUGGUUGUCUUUCCUCGCUGGCUUCCAGGUCCUUGUGUCAAGUGAGGUACCUGGGUCCCUGUUAUAAGUCAGGAGUCCUGUAGAAAGAGCCCUCCUUUUGUACAAGUAUCUGAACGCUGCAAUGAGCAGACUUUUGUAAAAAUUUUAUAUUAGUUUCUAAUGUCAGUGGUGACUCGGUUCCUGGGGGCUGCAGCCAGCCUGGGACUUUUGUAAGAAUUUUUGGGUGACUCACUUAGAUGUCGUUUCCUUCUUGUCCCCUCUUCCUCUG